Molecule: messenger RNA, 1355 nt
Organism: Actinia tenebrosa (Australian red waratah sea anemone)
Lineage: Eukaryota; Metazoa; Cnidaria; Anthozoa; Actiniaria; Actiniidae
Product: dynactin subunit 6-like
Biological process (GO): mitotic spindle organization
Cellular component (GO): dynactin complex
Molecular function (GO): dynein complex binding
Source: RefSeq, a predicted model, not a curated record
GUCACCAAUGUAUUAGGCAAAAAAACCCAAAAUGUCGGCUUCUUCGUCAAGAAACUCUUCUCAAACGCCCAGAAAACUGAAAAUAGGCGCUGGAUCCGUGGUUUGUCAAGAAGCAGAGAUUAAGGGAGAAGUAACUAUCGGAUCGAAAACGGUGAUUCAUCCAAAAGCCCGAAUAAUCGCCGAAGCUGGGCCGAUAAUUAUAGGGGACAACAACCUGAUUGAAGAACAAGCCACCAUUAUUAACCCUGUGAUCAAAGAAGACGAGGAUGAAGCUGGUGAAAAGAUCGUCAUGAAGAUUGGAAAUCAUAAUGUGUUUGAGGUUGGUUGUGUGUGCGAGGCGGUGACAGUCGGGGAUAAUAAUAUUCUUGAAGCAAAGAGUAAAAUUGGUCGCCAUACCCUCUUGUCUCAUGGGUGUGUGAUUGGUGCUAAGUGUGAGGUGACUUCUCAAGAAACUGUGCCAGAGAAUACUGUUAUAUAUGGUCAAAGCUGUAGUCGUAGGGCCCAGGCGGAAAGACCCGUUCCACAGACUUUACAACUGGACUUUUUAACGAAGAUUUUGCCGAAUUAUCAUCAUCUGAAGAAAUCAAGUCGUUCUUGAAAAAAUGGCAUCAUAUUGAAAUUGCUUGCUUUAAAAAACAGCCCAAAACAUCUUGCCUUCUUUCCUUCCAAACUGUAUACCAGUUAAGGUAAUUUACAUUAUAGACUUGUAACUCUUAUUGAAUUAGGGUAUCUAAAAGAUGGUGUAGAAUAUACUUGCAUGAAGUAGAAACCUUUAGCUUAAUAUUUACCAUGAAAGGAAAUAUUGAUGGAUUGCAAGCAUUCCCAAGAGAGUCAAAGUACAAAAACAUGGCGGCUAUUGUGGUGCUGUUAACAGUGGACGAUAAGGAGAAAGCUUUUGUUAAAUGGCACCAACAUGGCCUUGAUGACGUAACAUGCAAUCAAAGAAUAUGUGCAUCUUGUACUAAUGUCAUAGUCAUACUUAAACUUCCAAGUAUAAAUUUCCUUUACGUGUACUUAUACCCAUUUUCAUAAAAACGUGACCAAAACAACUGUUAUAUUCCCAGGUGUCUGGGUUUUUUUUGCUUCUGUCAAUCAAAUUUUCAAUGGUGUGAGUUAAUAAUUGUCUUGAUUUGGCAGAACCUAAAUUUGGUGAUUCGGUCAUUUGGUCAUGAAAUUAUCAAAAUGGGUAAGACUUCACUGAUGUUUAAGACCUUCGCCCUAGCAUUUUAUUGAAAGAAAAGAUUUUAUUUAUAGAUUGGUUAUGCCAGGCAUGUUAACCAGCAUUAUGAUUGUGUAUAAUUUGAUGUUGUUCUAUAUUGAUAUUACAAUUAAGUCCCAUAUGGGACUAUAGUUAA